Aphanomyces invadans is the source of this 1669-nucleotide messenger RNA. RefSeq lists its product as hypothetical. Gene Ontology annotation, molecular function: S-adenosyl-L-methionine transmembrane transporter activity. The record is from RefSeq and is a predicted model, not a curated record. Gene Ontology annotation, biological process: transmembrane transport. The coding region runs from base 37 to 864 and encodes 275 amino acids. Gene Ontology annotation, cellular component: mitochondrial inner membrane. NCBI's taxonomy places the organism in Eukaryota, Oomycota, Saprolegniomycetes, Saprolegniales, Verrucalvaceae. The transcript is spliced from 6 exons.
GAACGCUGAGGAAGUCCUUGGUCGCAAUUGGAACUUAUGACGGACAAGAAGGACGCACCGACGAAGAGCUUCUUGACGUCGCUGAUCGCGGGCGGGAUGGCCGGCACAGGUGUCGAUGUCGCGUUGUACCCGCUGGACACGAUCAAGACGCGCCUUCAGAGUUCACAAGGCUUCCUGAAAGCCGGCGGGUUUAAGGGCGUGUACAAGGGUCUGUCCGCGGCUGCUGCGGGCUCUGCUCCUGGAGCGGCGUUAUUCUUCAGCACGUACGAAACAACAAAACGAUUCUUGCAACAGCUACAACCCCAUCUCGCCGACUCCCCUGUCGUCCACAUGGCAUCUGCCGCCAUGGGUGAGACGGCGGGAUGCCUUGUCCGUGUUCCGACCGAGAUCGUCAAGCAGAAUCUCCAAACGGGAGCGUUCCAAUCGUUCCAAGAGUCGAUUCGUAGCAUCUACGGAACGAGCGGCGUGGCGGGCUUCUACCGCGGAUACUGGAGUUUGCUGGCUCGCGAGAUCCCUUUUUCGUUUAUUCAAUUUCCUCUGUGGGAAGGCAUGAAGACGGCAUGGGGCCACCACCAAGGUGAAAUCGUGAGUCCUGUCCAAGGUGCAGUGUGCGGCUCGAUCUCGGGCGGGUUUGCGGCGUUCGUCACGACGCCGUUGGACGUUAUCAAGACUCGUCUGAUGCUGGGCAAGGACGCGCAAGGCGUCGAGUACCGCGGCAUGCGUGACGCGUUCACACGAGUGUACACACAGGAAGGAUGGCAGACGUUGUUUUCGGGCGUCAAGCCUCGAACUACGUGGAUUACUAUCGGCGGAUUUGUCUUUUUCGGAGUGUACGAACAAGCGUCGGCGACGCUUCCAUUCUAAGGUGUUCGAUACAUGCGAUUCCUACAAAAUCUUGCAAUGGCAUGUUGUUCACGGUAACGGCACCGCUGUGGGUUCAGUCAUCGCAUCCUCCAGCUCGUCUUGCUCGUCCUGACGAACGAUCAUCGCGAGAACGUCGGCUUGGGACAUGGCCAUCGCGUCUGCGCGGUGUCGAAUUUGUGUCGCGAGGCUUCCAAGGUGCAGGCCCCAUGUCUCUGUCGGCCACUUGGGGUCGUUCAACGGUACUUUGAAUUUGGUAGCGAUGCGCAGAUGGCCGAAUAGUUUCUCGUGGGUGCGAAGGGCCACUACGACUUGGUUCCAUUGAUGGUCUAACGGGUCCCAGAUCAUCCCGACGUGGUCCAGGGCAUCGUGGUGAGACCUUGGUAGGUCGUCCAUGCGGUUGCGGGUCGAAUGGACAACAGAACCCAGCGCCAGGCCCCACGUGUGCUCGGGAUAUGAUGGGUCUUGGUCAGGAAUGACGAACCGCUUGGGCACAAGGGCAUCACCAUGCUGCUUCACGUACGCCGUCAACGCGUCCAAGUUCCGCGCCCAUUGAUGGUCCCAUGCGUUCCACACGAAAUCCAAUGCAUCCAGCGCGGCGCGGCGGUCCGGAGGCAUAUCGUCCGCGCCGAUAUGCCGCCAGGACGCCAUGACGCGUCCAAGCGGUAGCCCGUGCAUGUGAAUAGGCCACUCGGGAUCGUCAUCGGGCACGACAAAGCGAUAUGGAACGUGGGAGUGUUCAUGCAGUCGGAUGAAAUGCUUGAGAGCUUCAAGGUUGGAUUCCCACUGCGUGUUCUUGACGUCCCAC